UUCUCAUAUAGCUUAUCUCUUAUCUAACAUUCUGAAAUUCGACACAGCUACAUACAUAUGUUAUCAAUACCGGAAUUGGAACGACUGGAUCGAUACACAUUUACGUAAAGGCGCAAGUAUCAUUGGAUUGGGAACCAUUUUUCCUAGAUGUAUACAUCCCAUUGAACUAUUGAUUGUACGAGUUUCACUAUAGACUGUCCUAUCAACAUACCUAUUUGCAUAAAAUGAUAGCCGUUUUCGUUGUUCGGACUAAACUCAAAAACCACUGAAUAGAGUUCCGUUGGAUUGUCGGAGGUUUUCUUACAUACAUAUAUGGGCCUAUUACAUGCUACUAGAAACAUCUCUAGGUGGUGCCGGAGUAGAAUUAUUUAUAAAAAUCGUAUUUAUUAACCGAUUUCGUUCAAAUUUUAAAUGUGAGCCAUGUACCUGUAUGAUGGAAAAUUCUUUUGAUAAAAAUUUACCCGAUGAGUGCCGCUGGAGCCGAGGGUGAAAUUCAUAACACGUAUUCAUUUUAUGUUUUCAGAUGUCUAAAUGAAGGAUGGGGUUAAUAAACCUAGAAAUCAGUUCAUAAAUAUACCCACGAAUUGUAAGAGUGGCGAAUUAACAAGUGAAGAUCGCCGUAGGUAUAUCAAUUGAUUCAUUUGAAAGAUAUUCGAGACAUCACACGACUUAUUUAGCCAAUUAGCCGGACAAGUUUUCAUCCUGUGAGACAGCAAUAUUCUUGGCCCUCUUAUAACAAUGCACUUCUGUGCUCUUGAGUUCCUUAUAAGAUUUUUUAUAGGUAUAUGAAUCGUACCAAUGUUAUCACAGAAAAAGAUUACGCAUGCUUGGCGGAGAUCUCACAAGUGGAAAUAAGGCCGUCGGUAAAGCUCAUGACACCGAAAGUGAUUGGUAUUCCAUAUGGUAUCACAGCGUUACUAUUAUUGGCCUAUGUACUGUUGUUGCUUUUAAACGCUCUUUUGAAUUGGCCAACGAAAAAGUUCUUAUUAGGCACCGCGAAGCAAGUGGGCAUUGAAAAUAUCAUCUUCGUCAACGGAUUGACAGCAACAGGGAAUAUUCGGGGCAGAUUUACCGGCUUUUGCGCAAAUGAUAGCUCCGCUGGCUUCGUCAUGCCUAGGGAUGGCAGCGAUUAAUCAUUUGAUUAAAUUAAUUGAU
This is a messenger RNA of Rhagoletis zephyria (snowberry fruit fly), 1155 nucleotides long. RefSeq lists its product as uncharacterized. The record is from RefSeq and is a predicted model, not a curated record. NCBI's taxonomy places the organism in Eukaryota, Metazoa, Arthropoda, Insecta, Diptera, Tephritidae.